Solanum pennellii is the source of this 1609-nucleotide messenger RNA. RefSeq names its product UDP-galactose/UDP-glucose transporter 5B. Bases 285 to 1304 code for a protein of 339 amino acids. Lineage: Eukaryota; Viridiplantae; Streptophyta; Magnoliopsida; Solanales; Solanaceae. Gene Ontology annotation, cellular component: endoplasmic reticulum membrane; Golgi membrane. Gene Ontology annotation, molecular function: 3'-phosphoadenosine 5'-phosphosulfate transmembrane transporter activity. The record is from RefSeq and is a predicted model, not a curated record. Gene Ontology annotation, biological process: transmembrane transport. The transcript is spliced from 12 exons.
ACUUGCAAAUAUGACGUGUCCUGACACUAGGAGGACAAGUUGCCAAAAUUAUUGAAGAAGGAAAACGAGAAGAGGAAAGCGUAAACUCGCCGGCGAUUGCCCUGACAUCUUCAUAUUAUUAUUAUUAUUAUUAUAUAAAUCUCACUCUUCUCUUCCACCUUCCAAGUUCUGAUAAUACUCGGAGUUGAUUUUCCGUCGAACGCAACUUUGAACUCCGACGGACAUUCUAGAGUUUCUUCAUCCGAGAGCUGGUGGCGGCGGAGGCGGAGGUGAUUGGAUGGGAUAUGGCGGAGCCACCGUUGUUGCCGUUGAAGGAGAACAAGAUAGCCAAAGGAACUUUUGCUGUGGUUGGAAUCAUGUCUACUCUCGUCAUUUAUGGCAUCUUACAGGAAAAAAUCAUGAGAGUUCCCUACGGCCUGAACAAAGAAUUUUUUUCGUACUCAUUGUUUCUUGUCUUUUGCAAUCGGAUUACCACCUCUGCGGUCUCUGCCGGAGUUUUACUGGCAAGUAAGAAGGCCUUGGACCCAGUAGCUCCACUCUAUAAAUAUGGUGUUGUUUCUGUUUCUAACAUCCUUACAACUACUUGUCAGUAUGAGGCUCUCAAGUAUGUUAGUUUUCCUGUUCAAACCCUGGCAAAAUGUGCCAAGAUGAUACCUGUAAUGAUCUGGGGUGCUAUCAUUAUGCAAAAGAAGUACCAAGGACAGGACUAUCUUUUGGCAUUCCUAGUAACUCUGGGUUGUUCAUUAUUUAUUCUGUAUCAGGGUGCAGGUGACAUCAGUCCCUUCAAUAGAGGAAGGGAAAGCACGGUCUGGGGAGUUUCUCUGAUGAUAGGCUAUCUUGGGUUUGAUGGCUUCACGAGUACUUUCCAGGACAAACUUUUUAAAGGCUAUGAUAUGGAAAUACACAAUCAAAUAUUCUAUACAACGGUCUGUUCAUGUCUUCUUAGUUUCAUUGGUCUAAUUUUGCAAGGCAGUCUUCUCAUGGCAAUAGAUUUUGUAUCCCGCCAUCAUGAUUGUUUCUUUGAUAUUGCUCUGCUUUCAACUGUAGCAACUGCAAGUCAAUUUUUUAUAUCUUACACAAUCCGCACAUUUGGUGCUCUAACAUUUGCAACCAUAAUGACCACAAGACAGUUGGUGAGCAUUUUAUUGUCAUGCUUGUGGUUUGGCCAUCCUUUGAGCUGGGAGCAAUGCAUCGGAGCUGUUAUCGUGUUUGGAUCCCUUUAUGCAAGAAGCUUCUUGAAGACAAAAGAGAAGGCGGUGGCGCCAUCAUUGGAGAUGGCUGAAACUAAAGCCCCAGGUUCAUAAAUAACUUUCAACCUUGAAUUGAAAAAUCUCUCUCUCUGCCCUGCUCAGAUAUAGAUGUGUAAGUAGCUAAACAAGGCGUGCUAUUUUUGGAUUUCCAUACGGAAGGCUACUUGCAAGAUUUUGAUUAGCCUUCCUCAAAUCUUUGCUACUUCCAAUAGAAGUUGUAUGAUGAACAAUUAAUUUCCAUGUUUUUUUUGGCCUACUUCCAAAAGGACGUAAUAUGACCAAUGCAGAUUUCAGAACUAUACAAGUUGACAAGGUUUACUCAUUUAAUGAAAUUUUGUUGUCCAAGUAUUUUUAAUUGA